Messenger RNA from Musca domestica (house fly), 873 nucleotides. Its product is annotated as protein C10. Gene Ontology annotation, biological process: post-embryonic development. NCBI's taxonomy places the organism in Eukaryota, Metazoa, Arthropoda, Insecta, Diptera, Muscidae. The record is from RefSeq and is a predicted model, not a curated record. The transcript is spliced from 2 exons. Bases 146 to 478 code for a protein of 110 amino acids.
UUUCUUUGAAUACAUCACAUUGAUUUCGUAAACAAAAAAUCGUCGGCUAUUCUCUUCCGCGUCACAUUCGUAUCGUUUGGAACGUUUUUAGCGUUGUUCAAAGGCAAGACCGAGAGAAAUAAUAAUUAAACAAACAACAGCAACAAUGAACAACGAUACUGCCAAACAAAUAUUAAUUGACAUCAUACGCACAGUAAAUCAGCCUGAGAAUUCGAAAAAGUUAUCGGAAGCCAAGGCCUCGGCUGGCAAGGAAAUGCUCCUGAUGAUGCAGCAUGUUUUCCCAUUGGUAAUGCAAUUACAAACGGAGGUAAUAAAAUCCUAUGGAUUUUCGGGCAAUCGUGAAGGAUUGGUUCAAUUCUCGCAAUUGAUACGUGAACUGGAAAGAGAGGAUGUGGAAAUUGCUAGACUACGCAGUCAAAUACGUGCGAUAUAUUUGCCACCCAUUGCCAUCAAUACGACCAAUGAUAUAUUAAUAUAAGAUUCAUUCGUAGAAAGGAUCCCAUUCAUUACAAAGUGUGUCUAUGAUAAGAUUUUUUCGAUCAUCACCAAUAUUCGAGGUCCAAAUGCAUUUCAUUUUUUAGAUGUAUAUUCAGAGAAAUAGUAUUAACAAGAACUUCAGUCUUAUAACAAUAACAAAUUGCAUUUAUGUGCGAACAAUUGCUCUCAAUUUUUUAGGUUCUGAAAUCAAAACUUCGAAGUAUUUAUAACAUAUACUGCCAAUUACUGCGAAGAAUCUUGAGAUAUCAAAAUAAGUCUAUAGAAAUAAUACAACCUUCUUUAUACAAUAUUGUGCUUGGUGCAAUUUUUAUAUAUAUUUCAUGUAAGCGUAUUAUAAAUUUCUAAAAAUAUAUAAUAAAAAAGCAUGCAAAAACA